Ziziphus jujuba (common jujube) is the source of this 1357-nucleotide messenger RNA. RefSeq names its product protein ATAF2-like. Gene Ontology annotation, biological process: regulation of DNA-templated transcription. The transcript has 3 exons. Lineage: Eukaryota; Viridiplantae; Streptophyta; Magnoliopsida; Rosales; Rhamnaceae. Gene Ontology annotation, molecular function: DNA binding. Bases 128 to 1198 code for a protein of 356 amino acids. The record is from RefSeq and is a predicted model, not a curated record.
UAUAUGGUUUUAUAAAGAUUAUCAAUUCAAGAAUCUAUUUGGAUUAUUCGGAUUCAACAAAACGCUCUUAGCCUUUUCAAAAUUACAGUUCGAUCUUUUUCUCUUUAUCUCCAAGUUCCUUCCAUCAAUGGAGACUGAUAAAGAUUCUUCUUCACCAUCUGUUGAAGCUCAAGAUUUUCCUCAGGAACCCAAAUUUCAAUCAGUCGGUGGACAAGAAAUAAAAUUUCAAGUGGGGUACAGAUUUUGCCCCUAUGAUCAUGAACUCCUCAAUGACUACUUGAAGAAGAAGCUUGCCAAUGAGUGUUUACCGGCUAAUCGGAUCUUUGAAGUUAACCUCUACAAAUUUAACCCGGAAGACCUUUCAGAGAGAUACAAACUGCCCGGAGAAAAAGAAUGCUAUUUUUUCACUCCAAGGGAUAGAAAAUACAAGAAUGGAAGUAGACCGAAUCGAGCCGCCGGAGAUGGAUAUUGGAAGGCCACCGGAGCCGAUAAGCGUGUGAAAGACAAUAAUAACAUCCAUGUUGGAUACAAAAAGUCUUUGGUUUUCUAUAGAGGAAAACCUACAAAAGGGACUAAGACUAAUUGGAUUAUGCAUGAAUUUCGACUCAAUGAACCUCCUCCAUGUACCAGAAGAGGUGCCGAUGACAUGAGGUUGGAUGAUUGGGUUAUCUGUAGAAUUUAUGAGAAAGCUGUUAAAGGCAAUUACAAAAGCAAGACUACUCGGAUUGAUGAUGAAGAUCAAGAAGAACCUGAAGAUGAAGAUGAAGUUGAAGAACAUCAAGAUAAUCAAGAAGAAACAAAACAUGAUAAUUCAGGUCCUGGUGAGUAUACAGAGUUUGAAAAAAUUGUUGCUCAACCAAUUGACAACUACUACAACCACAACUUUGUGCAUAGGGAUUUUUAUGCAAAUAAUGUGAUUUAUGAAACAUAUUUGGGUAAUCAACUCGAUAUCGAGAAUCAAUUUCCAUAUGAGAACCAACUGCUACCAGCAAUGGAUAAUCAGCACCAAAUUAUGGAUUAUGGUAACCAGAAAGUGCAUCAUCAUCUACCAGCUUUGAUGAAUGACAAUGAUUUUGGAAUGUUGGGAAGUCUCUAUACAGCAAACAUGGUGGACCAACCAUCUUUCAAGGUACCUCCCAGCAGCAUAUUUAGGACCAAGUAUCUAAGUAAUUUAAAGAGUCUCCCAGAAGACCAAUAAAAGGGAUUCUUUUAAGGGUCCACUUUAAUUUUUUUUUUUAUUUCCUACUAUGUUCAUCACGAAUUUACUUGCAAAUUUUGAAAUUUUGCCUGUUUGGAUUUAAUAGGAUUUCUAAACAUGGUUUUUAAGCUAGUUCAGUUAAAUUUUGGAUGGUUGGUG